Messenger RNA from Drosophila ficusphila, 2013 nucleotides. RefSeq names its product dnaJ protein homolog 1. Gene Ontology annotation, biological process: negative regulation of transcription by RNA polymerase II. Bases 592 to 1644 code for a protein of 350 amino acids. The record is from RefSeq and is a predicted model, not a curated record. Gene Ontology annotation, cellular component: cytosol. The transcript has 6 exons. Gene Ontology annotation, molecular function: protein-folding chaperone binding. NCBI's taxonomy places the organism in Eukaryota, Metazoa, Arthropoda, Insecta, Diptera, Drosophilidae.
CGCAAGAUCGCUCUCCGCUGUUUGGGGGAUAUAUUAUUUAUUUUUUUCGACUCUCUGGGGUCUUGAGAUUCGAGCACCGAGAGAGCGGUGGCGAGAGAUUGGGGCAAGUGGUGUGGAGUGGUGCUGCUGGUGGAUCGCCAGUCGGUGGUGGAUCGUUCAGUGAGUCCCCAAGCGUUGUCGCAUCCACUAAUAUCGCGCUUUCGUCGCGGAUCGGUCGGUACUUUAUUAACGGUAUUGCUGCACGCAUCUGGCGGCAAUUGGCAAAUUGGCAGCGAGAAGCCCGCGCUAAUAAUACACUUUCAAAAUCGCCAAAUCGGAGGAUCGCAAAUCCAUAUCAAGCAUACGCCCAACCACCGUCAAUUAUCUUAGCUGAUAAUAGAGCGAACGACCAGAGGGAACGACAAGAUGCAUGUGCCAUUAUAAAGAUAAAGGGAAGGAACAUUUUGGAGCAGUAUCAUAGCAACUAAGCAGGUCCUUGUUAUAUAUGGAAAACCGAUAACUGAUAUUACUAUAUUAGAGUACAGUGAUCUUGAGUGUUAACUUUUUACCUACAUAUAUAGAACCCGCUCAUUCAAACAUAUAGCACCUAAAAUGGGUAAAGAUUACUACAAAACCUUAGGGCUGCCAAAAACUGCCACCGAUGAUGAGAUUAAAAAGGCCUACAGGAAACUGGCCCUGCGUUAUCAUCCUGACAAAAACAAAGCCGCCAAUGCCGAGGAGAAAUUCAAGGAGGUCGCCGAGGCCUACGAGGUCCUUUCAGACAAGAGCAAACGGGAAGUUUACGACAAAUACGGAGAGGAUGGUCUGAAGAGUGGAGGCACACGAAAUGGUGGACCCUCGAGCAACACGUUUACAUAUCAGUUCCAUGGGGAUCCGCGGGCGACCUUCGCCCAGUUCUUUGGCAACAGCAACCCGUUCUCCUCGUUCUUCGACAUGGGCGACAACCUGUUCGACAAGAACGUCUUCGACCUGGACACGGAACCCGACUUCUUCUCAUCGCCCUUCGGCGGCAUUGGAUCGCGGCACGGUCUGGGCAGUGCCUUCAGGCCCUCUUUCAGAUCACACUCCUUCAAUGUGCACACGCCGUUCAAGAAGGAGCAGAAGCAGGAUCCGCCCGUCGAACACGAUCUCUAUGUGACGCUGGAGGAGAUCUACCACGGCUGUGUUAAGAAAAUGAAAAUCUCCCGACGCGUCGUCCAGUCGGACGGCAGUUCGCGCAAGGAGGACAAGGUCCUGCAGAUCACCAUCAAGCCCGGCUGGAAGUCUGGCACCAAGGUCACCUUCCAGAAGGAGGGCGACCAGGCGCCGGGCAAAAUCCCCGCCGACAUUGUGUUCAUCAUCAGGGACAAGCCGCACGCCAUGUUCAAGCGCGAAGGCAGCGAUCUUCGCUACACGGCGAGACUGACGCUCAAGCAGGCUCUGUGCGGCGUUGUCUUCCAAGUUCCUACCAUGUCCGGCGACAAGUUGCGCAUUAGCACCAUGCAGGAGAUCAUUAAGCCGAGCACGGUGAAGCGGAUCCAGGGAUACGGACUGCCGUUUCCCAAGGACACGACGCGCAAGGGCGAUCUCCUGGUAGCCUUCGACAUCCAGUUCCCGGAGAAGCUGACCGCCGCUCAGAAGGAAGUGCUCAGGGACAUGUUAUGAGCGACGACUCAGACUCAGAUUCACACACAGUCCGAACCCGGAUCGGAUAUAGUCAUCUACACAAACAACACCGCACUAAAACCAAACCGAGUCCAUCUUUCAAUCUAUGUCCUACUCAUUGUUUAACACCACAUCGAGAUCUUGCUCCAUUUUGCUUGUUUUUGUGUUCAGUGAAGCGUUUGCACAUUUCUUACAGGAAACUCCUUCUUAACAAUCGGUUUUGCUCAUCUGCGCCACCAACUCGUUUGCAUAAUAUAUAUGUUGACCAUAGUUAUUAUAUCAUUAAUUCUUAAUUUAUUUGUCUAAAUUAAAGCUACAUUUAAUAAAAUUACACACACGGAAUACAUGUGGAAGAAAAAACAAGCGAAA